GAGGUAAUAAUUGUUCGCCUAUGGAUUUGUUGGCGGGAGGCUCCCAUCCCGCAGCAGAGGGAUGGCGUCAGCAGAAUAAAAAUCCCCUGAGGAGGGUGCAGCGCUCCUGGAAAGGGAAUUCCCAGCCGGUGCUCUCCUUGACUCCCAGCUGCCAUGGGCUGCUCCCACACAGAUGAGACGGGCGCCGACGCCUUUUCCUCUUCCUACCACCGCUACGGGUGGAGAAGGAGCCGCUCCGGUGGCGCCGAGGGGCCGGGAUCGUAAACAAUGGAGCCAGAGGUAAAAGUGAAUGAAGAUUUCAAAAGCCAGUUCAAGGCUUAUCAGGAGCAACAGCAAAGGCGGCUGCAAAACUUGAUGGAGGCCAAGAAGGAGAAGCAGGACAGGCAGAAGAACACUGGCAGCACAAAGGAGACUGUAAGAGCCCUGAGUGAUCUAAACCUGUUUAAAAAAGGACCUCCUGUAAAGGAAGAUGCCAGCAAAAGUUUGCUUGAGGCUGAGAAUGAGCAGCUGCAGGAUCAGCUCCGAGAGCUCCGGGAUGAGAACUGCAGGCUCUUCAGACUGAUGGCAGAGAAAGAUUUUGAAAUAAAGGAGCUCCAGAAAAGAGUAAGGGAGGAGAGGUUGGCUCUGUCAGGGGUGUCUGGUUUUGCUGGAGAUGUGGCUGCCACUAAAAUAGUUGAGCUGGCCAAAAGGAACCGGGAGGUGACUGCUGAGUUUGAGAGUGAGAGAGCCAGAGUGAAGCAGCUGAAUCACAGAGUCAAGGAGCUGGAGAGAGAACUACAGGCAGCUGCAGAAAAAAUCCAUUCCCUUGGUGGUGAUGCUGCAGGAAUCAAGGAAUCAGCUCUGAAAAAGCUGGAAGGAAACUUGGCCGAAAACCCAGAGGUGAAAGCACUGCAAGAAAAAUUGAGCACAGCCAACGUAAAAGUGACAGAAUAUCGGAACCAGCUCCAGAAUCUGAAACAGGAACUGAAGCUGACCCAAAAGAUUUUAGCCAAAGAAGUUGGGGAAGAUGUGAAUAUCCAGAGUCUCUUGACCAAUUCUGGCAGCUGGCGUGGACGAGCUCAGCAAAUUCUCCUUCUCCAAAGCAAGGUUCACGAGCUGGAGCAUAAACUGAAUCAUCAAAAGAUCAGAACUUCACUGCUUGAGAUGGAUGAGGGACUGCUGGCAUAUCCUGAUCCAAGGAAAUUGUCAGUCCAAGAGAAGAACUUGCUGAAGAUUCGCAGCUUGGAAAAAGAAAAGAAGGAAUCUUUGGAGAAACUCUCUGAGCAACACAACACUCUCCAAAAAAACCAUGAGGAAUUGAAAAAAAAACUUGAUGCCUCAAGAGCCAGGAACCAAAUGCUGUGUGGAGAAGUGAAGAUGCUGAAGGGACAGAUUGGAACCUUGCUGGAGAAAGGGAAACACGAUGAUGAGCUCGUAAAUGCCUUGCUGAGCCAGCAGCAGCAAAUGCAGGAGAUCCUAAAGGGUCUGAGCCAGAAGGAGGAUAAGAACAAGGAGCCUCAGCAGAUGAUGGGGCAUCACUUCAACACUGAGAUUCAGCAACAAAGCACCCUGAUAAAUGAGCUCAGGGGGUUGGCGACUGACAGAGAAGCAAAGGUUAAAACUCUGGAGAAGGAGACUGGGCAGCUCACACAUCGGGACAAGUCAGGAGCUGCUCAUCCACCACGCUUUGAGCACUCAGGAUCACCUGAGGCUGGAAGGACAGAAUCUGCCUGCGCAGUGUCCGUGAUGGGCCACAUGCUCGUCGAGUCAGCACCCACAGAGAAUUUCUUCCUCUUCCCACCUGAAAGGGUGGAGGGAAGCAGCGACGAAGUCUUGGAAGCUGAGAAGAAGCUCCAGGAGGAGCAGUGGCGGAGUGGCAGCUUGGAACAGCAGCUUGAAAAGCUGCAGGUGGAUUCAUGGAGCAGCACCACUGCCCAGGAGCCUGCCCUGAGGAGCAGAAAAGCCCAGCCCAGCCUCCCCUUGCGUGUGAGUGACAGAGAGGAGCUCUCUGCAUCCCUGUCUGAGCUGCCCCUGGAAUCUCAGGUGGAGGAGCUGAGCAGGAGGCUUGACUUCCAGAUGGAUGAGAACAAUCUGAAGGCUGCUCUGAAGGAGACUGUGAGAGCCAAAGAGGAUGAUUUUAAACUGCAUCAAGUCAUAAUGGAGGAAGUGAGGGAUGGGUUUGCAGAGGCUGUUCAGCACCAUACACCAGAGAAGAGUUAAUCCAGAUAUUGCCAGUCCUUUGGGCUGCAGAGCAGGGACAGAGCCCAGGCACCAGUGUCAUUUUGCAGCCUCAGAUCGUGUCAUUUCUACAGCAUUUGCAGGAGAGGAUGAGAAACAGAGAUGAAAUACAAAAAGUGAGGGUU
This is a messenger RNA of Motacilla alba alba, 2342 nucleotides long. RefSeq names its product coiled-coil domain containing 13 (gene CCDC13). The record is from RefSeq and is a predicted model, not a curated record. Gene Ontology annotation, biological process: non-motile cilium assembly; cytoplasmic microtubule organization. NCBI's taxonomy places the organism in Eukaryota, Metazoa, Chordata, Aves, Passeriformes, Motacillidae. Gene Ontology annotation, cellular component: centriolar satellite.